GCCUCCUGAGCAAGCGCCGUGGGCGCAGAGCACGCCGAGAGUUGUAGUUCCGGCAUCUUGCAGAGGAACUUGCGCUGCGAUGUGGCCCCAAAUAUUGGUGGGGGGGGUCCGGGUUGCAGCAGGUCUGUGCCCCGCGCUGGGGUCUCGCCUCGCCGCCCGCUUUCACCCGCAGCGGACACCCGAGAACAGCCUGGCCCUGCAGCGGAGCCUGCACGUGACGGCGGCCCGGGCUCUCCCGCUCGUUCCCAUCGUGGUGGAGCAGACGGGUCGCGGCGAGCGCGCCUAUGACAUCUACUCUCGGCUGCUGCGGGAACGCAUCGUGUGCGUCAUGGGCCCGCCUUCACCCCUAUCUGGGGACACUCCUCCCCUCCUCUGCCUGCCCCACUUGCAGAUCGACGACAGUGUCGCCAGUCUGGUCAUCGCGCAGCUGCUGUUCCUGCAAUCGGAGAGCAACAAGAAGCCCAUCCACAUGUAUAUCAACAGCCCCGGUGGCGUGGUGACCUCGGGCCUAGCCAUCUACGACACAAUGCAGUACAUCCUGAACCCCAUCUGCACGUGGUGCGUGGGCCAGGCGGCCAGCAUGGGCUCCCUGCUUCUGGCCGCUGGCACCCCGGGCAUGCGCCACUCGCUCCCCAACUCCCGCAUCAUGAUCCAUCAGCCCUCCGGGGGCGCCCGGGGCCAAGCCACAGACAUUGCCAUCCAGGCAGAGGAAAUCAUUAAACUCAAGAAGCAGCUCUACAGCAUCUACGCCAAGCACACCAAACAGAGCCUGCAGGUGAUCGAGUCAGCCAUGGAGCGGGACCGCUACAUGAGCCCCAUGGAGGCCCAGGAGUUUGGCAUCUUGGACAAGGUUCUGGUCCACCCUCCCCAGGACGGUGAGGACGAGCCUGAGCUGGUGCAGAAGGAGCCGGUGGCGGCGGCAGCAGCAGUGGCAGAACCUGCCCCAGCGAAUGCCUGAGCGCUGCCCCCGACCCUCGCCCUCCAGAGGGAAGUGGAGGCGCCAGGCCUGCCCACCCCUCGACACUGAGCCUAGAGGGGACCCUUGAGGAACUCUGGAUUUGGGGGUGCCCCUCUGGGUGGGCAUCCCAAGUGAGACACUGUGAUUCUAAAUUAAAUCUUUGUAGACUUUG
This is a messenger RNA of Kogia breviceps (pygmy sperm whale), 1130 nucleotides long. The record is from RefSeq and is a predicted model, not a curated record. NCBI's taxonomy places the organism in Eukaryota, Metazoa, Chordata, Mammalia, Artiodactyla, Physeteridae.